AGAAAGAAAAAAGAAAAAAGAAAAAGAAAAACCCAAAUGAAGGGAUUGAAGAAGAAGAAGCUACAAACACAACACAUGAUAUUGAAAGCACCAUUAGAAGAUCAAAAACAGAGGCAAAGAAAAAUAAAGCAAUCAACUUUUUUUGUUUUUCAUUUUUCCUUUUGGCUUUAUGAAAUUCAUACCUGUGAUUAAACUGUUGAAAAUCCAAACAAAUCUCUUUUCCUUUUGAUUUUUGCCUUCCAACCCAAGGAAAUAACUCCCACCUCAAAUUGCUCUUCCCACUUUCCAUUUAUAUACUUUGCCUGAUUUCGAUAUGAUCCUUCUUCUUUCUGCAUUGGGUUUCAAUCGGUCUGCCAUUGAUGGGCGGCCACAAGCUUUUAAACGAAAACCCAUGUUCUUGAGCUUCUAAAUCCUCAGACCCAUUUCCGACUUCCCAGAUUUAUGAUUCUUCAAUUUCUUUGAGUUUCUCAAAACCUUGCUGCCCCAGACGACAUGAAUUCAUCAAGUUUUCACGAUAAUGCUUCUGGGUCUUCGAAUUCUUUUGAUGGGUAUUCCAAACUUAAUUACGUUACCCCAUCGGGUCCUCGAUCGAAGUCUGGUCUUACGAGGCCGAGGAUGACGAAGGUGAGGAGACAAACGAGUUCUCAGGAUUUGAGGUCUGCGACGGUGCCGGAAACAUUUCGUCCGUUUGCCGGAUAUUCAUUUGCAGUCCCGUUUGGCCAGGAUUCUGUCUCCGGUAAAUCGGGUGGGAUUGGGAAUCAGCCAUUUGUAUUUGGAGAAAAUAGGAGCACCACCAGCUCGAAUUUAGAGAUGUCAGAGAGAGAAGUUUUUGAUGGAAUGAAGAAACUGAACAUCGAAAGUGUGGAUGAGGUUGGGAUUGCUAGAGAUGGGAAAUUCGUCUUUAAGGGAGGUAAUAGGAGGACGAGUAAAACCGAUGUUUUUGAUAAAGGAGGCAAAGAAGCCAUUGAAUCUAAGCUUCCGGAUGACAUGAGGAAAUUGAACAUUGAAGAAGGGCAAGGUAAUGCUGUACCAGUUGAGAAAACUAGAAAUGAAAGUUCGAGGUUGAGAUCAAAUGAACAGGCUAAAGUUGGUUUGUGGAACAGUAAUAUUGAUAAUCCUAUAGUUUCUGAACUCCCCAACAAGUUGGAGCAUUUGAACAUUGAAGAUAGUGGCCAUCGUGGUAUUGGUAGUGCUGCAUUUAAAGCUGAUGGUGUGGAUAUGUUUGGAUUGGACAAGGGUAAGGGUGUUACAAACUUUGCUAUUGGAAGCUCAGCAGAUUCUCUUCCUGAGAAGAUAAAAGGUUUGAACAUAAAGGACACAUCGAACUCAACAAAUAUCAACACCCACAAGGAAAAAUUUGUCUCUGAAAGAACUCAGACUAGUGGUAAUUUUGUUGAGCAAAAGGAUAUUUUCCUGUCAAGAAAGAUGGAGGAGAUGAAACUAGAUAAAAGGACACCUUCAUCUGGAGGAAUUACAGAGACGACAGAAAUGCAAAAUUUUAGUUAUUUAGAUCGAAAUCCUAAUCAACCAUUGGCUACAGACAUGAAAACUCAGAAGUUGCAAGAGUGUAAGAACAUGGGAGUUAAUCAGUUUCCCACGUAUGCACAAAAGGAUGGUAAUGAUCAAAAUAAUGUGGCUAUGCCUUCUUCAAUUUUUCAUAGUGAUAAACAAUUUAAUGCUGUUGGUAGUACAUUUCAAGCGACAGAUACAAAUAGAAACAAAGAAACAUAUUACUUUCGCUCUACAACUAAACAAGAAAAUCCUGGAUCAUCUUUUGUAGAAUGUGAAACAUCAGAUGUCAAUCCAUACAUUUUUUCUGCUGGUAUGACUCAAAAAUUUCAAUUCAAUGCACAGCGGGAUCCAACUAGAGAAUUUGGACCAAAGAGUAGGAGUGGAAGAUAUAAUCCGACCACGGUACAGUUGCACAUUGAUCAGGAGACUCGGGACUUUGUUUCAAGGGACAGGGAUCCUCUGGAGAGAGACAAAGCGUCUGAACCAUAUUCACCAAUGGAUGCUUCGCCAUAUCAGGAAACUUUAGCUAGUGAUCCAAUCUCUCCUGAAAAUUCUGUGACAUCCAAUGAAUCACUGGUUCUUGACCACAACUCCGUUGAAUUUGAUGAGUCAGUACCUGAGGUUUUAAAUGAUGUUAUAGAUGAAGAUCUGCUUAACGCUACAGAAAGCUUAAAUAUAAGUGAACCUGGUUUGAGUGCAACUGAAGUAGAGGGAGAUGAUGGCUCCCUUUACCAUUCUAAUACAAACCUGGGUGCUGAAGGGCCUGUGGACGAAUCUGUUUCAGGUGCAGAUACUGAAAGCUACAAAUCUGCAAAUGAGGAGUUGGAUUUAAGUGGUGAUCUAGCUGCUAUUUCAGAAGAAACAGAAGCCAGUUCAAGUUUGAAAUUGGAGAGGCAGGAUAGCGAUGGCAGGAAGCAAUUCAGUUUUGCUUCAAAUUCAGAGGAUGCAUCCAGGUCGAACUUUAUAUUUGCUGCCUCUUCUGCUGCUCAAGGUCAAUCAUCUGCAUCCAAACGCCAAUUUAAAAAGAAAAGUUGGGGAAAAGUUGGUCAAGAUUCUCAUAUGUCGCCAACAAUUGGCAUUGAGGUUCCAUUGUCAUCUUCUUCUGCGCAAUUCGUAACAUUUUCUGGGAAUUCAUCACCGAUAUCGUCUCAGAAAAGUCAGAAAGGAGAUUCAUCUAUGGCUCAGCAAAAAUAUGGAGUUGGCUCUUGGGUGAACAAAGGCCCGGAGAUGAAGCAAGAGCCUGUUUCUACUAUGGCAGCAACAGUUGCUGCCCAGGAGGCUUGUGAAAAGUGGAGAUUGAGAGGCAACCAGGCAUAUGCAAGUGGUGAUUUAUCCAAAGCCGAGGAUCAUUACACUCAAGGGGUGAAUUGUAUUUCAAGAGAUGAAUCGUCUAGAAGCUGUCUCAGGGCUUUGAUGCUUUGCUAUAGCAAUCGUGCAGCAACUAGAAUGUCUCUUGGAAGAUUGAGAGACGCAAUCAGUGACUGUACAAUGGCUGCUGCUAUAGAUCCUGGCUUUUAUAAAGUGUACCUUAGAGCUGCAAACUGUUACCUUGGCCUUGGGGAAGUUGACAAUGCAAUACAAUAUUUCAAGAGAUGCCUGCAGCCUGGAAAUGAUAUCUGUGUGGACCGAAAAAUUGUAGUUGAAGCAUCUGACGGUUUGCAAAAUGCUCAGAAAGUGUCUGAAUUCAUGAAACGUUUAGCUGAACUUCAGCUAAGAAGCACAUCCGGUGAUAUGCAAAGUGCUCUGGAAUUAAUUUCUGAGGCCUUGGUGAUAAGCUCAUGCUCAGAAAAAUUACAUGAAAUGAAAGCAGAGGCACUUUUUGUGCUUCGAAGAUAUGAGGAGGUGAUUCAGUUUUGUGAGCAGACUUUAGAUUCUGCUGAAAAAAAUUCUCCUUCAGAAGAUAUUGGCAGUCAGACCUCUAAUCUGGAUGAUUCUGAAAUCUCAAAGAAGUUUUACUUUAGGAUUUGGCGAUGCCGCUUGACACUCAAGUCCUACUUCCUUCUGGGAAAACUUGAGGAGGGUCUGGCUUCUUUAGAAAUGCAAGAGGCGAGAGCAUCUGCGAUGAUCGGGACUGGAAGAAAGUUUUUGGAGUCAUCAAUACCACUAGCCACUACCAUGAAGGAGCUUCUUCGUCACAAGGCUGCUGGGAAUGAAGCAUUUCAGCAGGGGAGGUAUGCCGAAGCUGUUGAGCAUUAUACAGCUGCUUUGUCAUGCAACGUCGAGUCACGUCCUUUCACAGCUGUUUGUUUCUGCAAUCGGGCUGCUGCAUACAAAGCUCAGGGCCAAGUUAUUGAUGCCAUUGCCGAUUGUAGUCUUGCCAUAGCCCUUGAUGAAGAGUAUUUCAAAGCAAUUUCUAGACGGGCCACUUUGUAUGAAAUGAUUAGAGACUAUGGUCAAGCAGCUAAUGAUCUCCAAAAGCUUGUAUCACUUUUCUCAAAGGAAUUAGAGAAGACCUAUCAAUAUGCUACUUCUGAUAGAUCAAGUACCAGUACAAAUGAUUUAAGACAAACUCGUCUCCGGCUUGCAGAAGUUGAAGAAGAAUCAAGAAAGGAAAUUCCAUUGGACAUGUACCUUAUUCUGGGAGUUGAUCCAUCUGCAUCUUCAGCUGAAAUUAAGAAGGCAUACAGGAAAGCUGCUCUCAGAUACCAUCCAGACAAGGCCGGUCAGUCCUUGGCUAGAGCAGACAAUGGAGAUAAUGUGCUAUGGAAGGAUAUAGCUGGAGGAGUCCACAAGGAUGCUGAUAAACUUUUUAAAAUGAUUGGAGAGGCAUAUGCAGUACUCUCAGAUCCUCUCAAGCGCUCACGAUACGAUGCAGAAGAAGAGAUGAGGACUGCUCAGAAGAAACGCAAUGGAAGCAGCACCCCCCGAUCACAUACAGAUGUUCAUCAAAGUCAUCAAUUUGAACGAAAUAGUGUUCGGCCUCAGUGGCGAGAUCUAUGGAGAUCGUAUGGUGCUCGAGGAUCAGAAUUUCCUCGAUCAACUAGGUAUUCGUAAGAACUCUAUACCAACACGUCAUGAUCAAAUUCAAGCAUUCAAAUGAGGUCUUACGCUAUGGGCUCAUCAAUUAAUUAAUCAUUCAAUCAAGAAAUCCAGCAGCAGUUUGACUCCUCAUAGUGAAACUGACCAAAAGUUGACAAUUGGUUCCUGAGGAAUCCUGAGGGCUAAAUCUUGCAAAAGAGGUGGAGGUCUGAUCCUUAAACUCACCAACCUUAAUGCCAUAAAAGGAAGUAAAAUGAAUGUGUUCCAGUUCUUCAUUUCCAUCCUUGUAGCUUGUUCAUAUGAUUGAGACAGAGAGUCAUAGAUUUGAUUAUAGAGUGAAAAAAGAAAAAGGAAGACAAAAAGAACAUGAGGGAACGCAACAUUUUAAAACAAAACAAAAAGAAUGAUGAUAAUUUGAAGUUUUUCAAAGUUUUUCCUUUUCCUUUGAACAAUAUUUUCUCCCCAUCUUUUUUGGGGAUCUCAUGAGAGAGAAGUGUGUAGUUGUUCAAGUUCAUUGUGCCAUGUACAUACAGAAGAGAUGAAUUAUCAACUGUGUUACAACUUACAACAUCUACUAAUGGCAGCCGCCUGAGUCUCUAACAAGAUGCUAACACAUGAAAGAAGAAUGACUGAUAGACCUUCAACAAUGUGGUAAUUACCAUUUCUGCAUACCGUUUUCGAGUGUUUUGAUGUACUCUCUUCUUUUUUUUACUCUCGUUAUCGAAUUUCGAUCUGUGGGUAACAAAGUACACACUCCAUAUCUUCAUGUUGAUGAAGGAGUGUAUGUGGUUCUUAUUUUAUUCUUUUUUAAAGAGUGAUGUAUUAUGGAACAAAAAAAUAGAAAAAUAGAACAUAUAGCCUGACUGUGAACACAUUUGGACAUGAAUACUUCAUUUUGUAAAUGGCUUUUUGGAAUGAAGUUUUAUGAAUGCCAAUUUA
Cucumis melo (muskmelon) is the source of this 5430-nucleotide messenger RNA. RefSeq lists its product as uncharacterized. NCBI's taxonomy places the organism in Eukaryota, Viridiplantae, Streptophyta, Magnoliopsida, Cucurbitales, Cucurbitaceae. Gene Ontology annotation, molecular function: protein binding. The record is from RefSeq and is a predicted model, not a curated record. Bases 493 to 4506 code for a protein of 1337 amino acids. The transcript has 11 exons.